Molecule: messenger RNA, 435 nt
Organism: Colletotrichum phormii
Lineage: Eukaryota; Fungi; Ascomycota; Sordariomycetes; Glomerellales; Glomerellaceae
Exons: 2
Coding region: 1-435 (144 amino acids)
Molecular function (GO): oxidoreductase activity
Source: RefSeq, a predicted model, not a curated record
AUGGGCAUUCCCUUCGACCUUCUUCCCUCCUGUGGAGACGGCUGGAAGGACGGAUUGCACUUUGCAACGGAGCUCAGAGACUGGACAGUUCGAUACGAAGAGGAAGUUUGUAAGCCGGUGGCGACAAAUGAUCAAUACCUCAGAGUCUAUGUCGACUCGGCUUUGUCUUCGUUGCCUAGUUUCCUGAGGACAGCUCUGAGGAAUUCGCUCGGGGCGGAUUUAGGCGGCAUAGUCCGACUGAGUCUCAAUGCGCCCCCAAGUCUCGAAUCUCCUGGACUCCCCCUGUCUACCUUCCUAGCCCUCGUGCGCAACCUGAGAAAGCUCGGUCUUCGACAUCUUGCUCUCCCACGCCCCGACUCAUCCGCAGUCAAGAUCGUUGACGAAGCCCUGAAUCCCGAGACAAAGCUCUACAACUUUGGAAGGAAAAGCUUGUAG